This is a messenger RNA of Gekko japonicus, 320 nucleotides long. RefSeq names its product lymphocyte antigen 6E-like. The transcript has 3 exons. The record is from RefSeq and is a predicted model, not a curated record. Gene Ontology annotation, molecular function: acetylcholine receptor inhibitor activity. Lineage: Eukaryota; Metazoa; Chordata; Lepidosauria; Squamata; Gekkonidae. The annotation marks the transcript as partial.
UAAAGUGGCCAGAGAGUUCUCGUACAUCACUUCGAAGCUGCCACUUCAGAGCAAGGCAGGAAGAGAACAUGAAGAGCAAGUAUUUCUUGGCUAUCUUGGUCGCAGCAGGUCUGUUUAUGGAGAUAGCCCAUUCCAUGAUGUGCUUCACGUGUCAAGAGGAGAGGUCUAACUGGGGUUGCCUCCGGAUGUCGUCUUGCCCCCAGAAUGCCCAGAAAUGCCUGACAAUUGCGUCCUAUUCUAGAACUGGUGGCAGACCUGCACGAGUCAUCUCCAAGAUGUGUGCUUCAGAAUGCCCGACUCUGUCCCCGUACUCCAACUCU